Messenger RNA from Saprolegnia diclina VS20, 891 nucleotides. RefSeq lists its product as hypothetical. Bases 1 to 864 code for a protein of 287 amino acids. NCBI's taxonomy places the organism in Eukaryota, Oomycota, Saprolegniomycetes, Saprolegniales, Saprolegniaceae. The record is from RefSeq and is a predicted model, not a curated record. The transcript has a single exon.
AUGGAGGAGGCAGGCUUCACCAAGUUUAUCAGCGGCGACAUUGUGUACGCUCGUGCGCGCCGCCUCCACCGCGCGACGACCGGCCGUACGACCAAGCGCUUUGUGAGCAACUGGGCACUCGAAGACUACCUCGCGACCAUGCGCCGGACGCCGCCACCGGUCGUCGCGCCGUUCAUCAAAGACACUGCCCGCGACCUUCUGGCGCGGCUUGAGAACCACAAAGUCUACUUGCCCGAUGACCGCGAUCUCGACGACCUCAAGACGCUGGGUCUUCCACGCGUGUUGUCCCUCGAAGCGUUGCCACAGCAUCAAAUCGAGCAAAUUCUGGCCCGCGACGGUUUGCGCAGCCCGAGCGCGCACAAGGUGGCAGUGCGAUUGAGCAAGAAGCUGCGACAAUUGCAGUGCGAGCGCGAGGCCAUGCGCAUUGUCGGCCUUCCAGGGAUGCUACUGCACCGCGUCACGACCCGGGUCCGAUGCACACUGCAAGAGCUGGCGGCGAACAGGGAUUCAACAGACUAUGCAGCGGAAGCCGCCGCCGCAGCCAAGCAGUUUUGCCGACGCAUCCACAAGUCUGAGACCCACGGCGACUGCAGCUUUGGCAAUAGUUGUCGGCUGGAUCGUCGACGAACGCAUGACUGGGGUUGUGGCAAGCGCCCUCUCAAGACCAACUGGUGCAGUGACUAUGAAGACGACAUCGCGGCGAACGCAGAUGCCCUCGACGACAUGUGGGAUGCCAACAACAACUACAACGACGAGGAGGAAUGCAACCUUGAAACGAACGGCAGCGACGACGAAUACGACCUCUGUGCCGACGUGGUCGCAACACCGACGCCCAUGCCUCAGGCUAUGUGUGCGAUUAGCUAACUAAGUUCUCUACCUUAUUUACAGUCA